Messenger RNA from Paraglomus brasilianum, 570 nucleotides. The record is from the annotation of a GenBank genome assembly. Lineage: Eukaryota; Fungi; Glomeromycota; Glomeromycetes; Paraglomerales; Paraglomeraceae.
AUGAAUACUGCUCAAGAAUACCCAACGUUAUUAUUUCCUCUCAACCUUCGUAAGCAACGGCAAAAGAAGGCACUGUCGAAACAUUACGAUGGCGGCGGCAAAAGAAGAAGAAAAUGGGAAAUGGCUCUCGCUCAAUACUUCCCCUGCGAAGCUGCAAUCCCACCGACAAUCGAAGGGGGCGGACUGCAAGCCGAUAAGUCCCCCCAUACCUGUAAGGAGGAGGAGCGGAUGGUUCGAGGGAAAGCGGAGAAGAUACCGUUCCUCCCCGCCCCGCCGGAAGACGGAAAACAGAUGCUUCUCUAUCGAGAAAUAAAGGACAUUUAUGGUCUCUUCUUGGGGUUGGACAAUGUUGGUGGUGGUGAUGGAACUAUGGACACUGGGUGGUGGGCUAUACGGGCAAAGGUGGUGGUGGCAGUGGCUACGGACAAUGGUGGUGGUGGGCAGCGGACAAUGAUGACAAUCGAUAAAGUCAAGCAAUAUGAGAAAGAAAUUGCUAUCCUUGUGGCCAGUUAUAGAACUGAAGUGCAAGCCAAAAUCGCUACCGGUAUCACUUAUAAAUGGGACUACUUU